CAUGGAGGAAAAGAGUAUGUAGAGUACACUUAAUUUUCUCAAAUCGCCCUCAGUUUCAAGGCUUUUCGUUUGGAAAUUAAACCUGAGGGGAAAAAAUUGACAAAAAAAGCCUUUAGUGUGGAAAAUCGGUCGCCUUUUAACGGACCCGGGAAUCGAGAGACACACAGAAGCUGCGAGAAGCAUUUAUGACAGGAUCUGGCUUAUGCCUGGUGAGAAAGCAGUGAAGAGAGGCGAGUCUGGCUGAGUGGAGCCAGUAGAGAGAGAUGGGAGCCAACACCAGCCAGGUCAGUGACCUGUCCGACAAUCCCAGCCUCAAGGCCCUGGUGGGCACCGACUCCAUAUCGGAGAAUGACCCUUUCUGGAACCAGCUCAUCUCCUUCACCUUCAUCAGUCCCACCAGCAGUGGAGACUCCAAGUUACUGGAAGAGGCUGUCAUCCCCCUCGCCAAGAUCUUCAUUGAAAACAAUCCCAGAUCGGGGAACUUUGGCGCUCUCGUCAGAGUUUUCCUCGGAAGAACCAAAGAGCUGAAAAUCUCCACGGAAUGCCAAGAUCAGCUGUUUAUCUGGCAGGCCCACAAUGCAUUGUUCAUGAUUCGCUGCCUGCUCAAGGUGUUCAUCAGGGAGAUGAGUGAAGAAGAGCUGCACUUGCAGUUCUCCUACCAGGAGAGGGCGCUAGGCUCCUGUGGAGAAGCCGGCCGUGAGGACCUCCUGGAGGAGCUGCUGUCCAACCUCAUCCACCUGAUUGUAGAAGUGCCCCUGCUGGACAUCACCUAUAGCAUCCUAUUUGAAGCAGUGACCACGCUGCUGGUGUUCUUCUCCUACCAACUCUUCCACAAAGACAUCCUCCGAGAUGGAUUAAUCUACCAGCACAUCAUGAAGGGGCGAUGCUUGUCUUUGACGAGCCGCAUGGUGAAGACCCUGCUCUACAACUUCAUCAGGCAGGAGAAGUGUCCGCCUCCGGCGACCCACAUCUUUGAGCCCAAAGCGGAAGGAGGCCUGCUUUACGGCCUGGCGUCAGGGGUGGCAAGUGGGCUGUGGAGCGUCUUCACUUUAGGUGGAGCUGGCGGCAAAGUCGGGGUCGACCAGGAGCACAACCCCUUACCUCUGUCCAAUCAGAGCCUUCUGUUACUGCUGGUCCUCGCCAAUCUGACAGAUGGGCCCGACUGGCCCAACCCCUACCGGCAGGCUAUCAUUUGUUUCAGAAACACGCAAGACACGUCGUCGCUGUCCGUGGAGCAGCCUCACACUUUCCAGAUCAAUUUCAACAGUCUGUACACGGCGCUGUGCGAGCAGCAGCGCUCCGACCAGGCCACGCUGCUGCUGUACACCCUCCUCCACCAGAACGCCAACAUGAGGACGUACAUGCUCUCCAGAACCGACAUGGACAAUCUGGUGUUACCCAUCCUCGAGAUCCUUUACCACGUGGAGGACCGAAAUUCUCAUCACGUCUACAUGGCCCUCAUCAUCCUUCUCAUCCUCACGGAGGACGACGCCUUCAACCGCUCCGUCCACGAGGUGGUGCUGAAGAGCGUCCCGUGGUACUCGGAGAGAACGUUGACGGAGAUCUCGCUGGGCAGCCUGCUCAUCCUGGUGGUCAUCCGCACCAUCCAGUUCAACAUGACCCGGACGCGGGAUAAGUACCUCCACACCAACUGUCUUGCUGCGCUCGCCAACAUGUCGGCCCAGUUCCGUUGCCUCCACCAGUACGCUGCCCAGCGCAUCAUCAGUUUGUUUGCUUUGCUUUCCAAAAAGCACAACAAGGUUUUGGAGCAGGCGACCCAGUCUCUGAGAGGCCGACAGGGGGACAACGCGGCGGUGCCCGACUACGCCCAGGACCUGAAUGUGAUUGAGGAGGUGAUCCGCAUGAUGCUGGAAAUCAUCAACUCGUGCCUGUGCAGCUCUCUCCACCACAACCCCAACCUGGUGUAUGCGCUGCUCUACAAGAGGGAGCUCUUCGAGCAAUUCAGGACCCACCCGUCCUUCCAGGACAUCAUGCAGAACCUGGACACGGUAAUCCGCUUCUUCAGUCGGCGUCUGGAGCAGGCUGGAAGUGACCUGUCCGUCGAGAGGGUCCAGGAGGUCAUCAUGAAAGGAGCCCAGGCCCUGCCCACAGACAGGCUGACGAAGUUUCCGGAGCUCAAGUUUAGGUACGUGGAGGAAGACCAGCCGGAGGAUUUCUUCAUCCCUUACGUCUGGUCCCUGGUCUUCAACUCUGGAGUCGGCCUCCACUGGAGCCCGCAUGGCAUCGAGCUGUUCAGCAUGGACUCCGGCUGAAGCACCUGCUGCCGCAGGCACGUGUGUGUGUGUGUGUGUGUGUGUGUGUGUGUGUGUGUGUGUGUCUCUUCAUCCCCGUUCACUAUACGAAACAAAAAAAGGACUGGCGGCAUAUGUGUGUGUGUGUGUGUGUGUGUGUGUAUCUUCAUCCCCGUUCACUAUACGAAACAAAAAAAGGACUGGCGGCAUAUGUGUGUGUGUGAGAGUGUGUGUUUGUGUGUGCGUGUGCGCAUUGCCCUUUAUAGUAUGUGCACGCUGCUUUCAAAGUGCCUCGACCUUGUACAGACUGGUAUUUCUUUUUCCCGCACAACCCUUUCUUCUCUUUCUUGGAUCAUAAAAUAUCCUCCGCUCCAACGCCGCGACGCUUCCGCCCGUGCCGGUACACAUUUCCCUCGGUUUUCCCGAUUACCCGUUUAACACCUGAGCGGCUUCACCUGGUUCCACCCCACAUGCCGAGCGACACGUCUUCCGUCAAGUGUCCCGUUGUCGUUGCUCGAGACGCCGGCGAUGGAUAAUCCUGUUUGUUUUUCUUUCUUGCUUCCAAGGAAAAGGUCAAUUAAAACACAUCGUGUUCCACCGCUCUGGUUAAUUUACUGCGGCGCUGAAUGCUAAGGAAUAGUAUCAACUUCAUAUUCAAGACGCACAGCAUACAUUAAGGAAUAACUUAUCUUUUAAGUGUCUCAUAGAGUAGUGUUUUAUUUUUGACCAAACGUUGUUCGAUAUAUUAUAUAAUAUAUUAUUAUAUAUAUAUAUUAUUAAAUAUAUAUUAUAUUAUUAUAUAUAUAUUACAUUAUUAUAUAUAUUAUAUUAUAUUAUUAUAUAUAUUAUAUAUUAUAUUAUUUUAUAUAUUUUUAUAUAUAUAUUAUUAUAUAUAUAAAUAAUAUAAUAUAUUAUAUAUAUAUAUAUUAUUAUAUAUUAUAUAAUACAAAAUAUUUGGGUUUGUGAAAUAACAUUUUAAAAAUGGGUCUGAAAAGAGAGAACGUGAUCCCCUUUAGAAAGUCCUCUUGUUUUGUCACAUGCAUGGAUUUCAUAUUUCAGAACAAUACUGUGGCUUGAUGGCCACCUCCAAUACCCCACAUUGAAUUCCACUAUAAUUAAUGCUGAAGUUCAGUCCCUAGAUGUUAUUAGUUGUUCAUGUGAAAUAAUUUCUACUUCCAUCCCCCGGUUUGUUGUUAUCGUUUCCUUUUUUCCUCCUGAUGCUAACGAAGGGCAAGUCAUUUGACACUUUAUGUGCAUGUUUAAGGAGAGACUUUGUAUUACAUUAUUUAUUUUCAUGUAUAUUGUUUUGUUUUUUACAUAUUCAGCUCUCCCAAAAUGUAAAUGGUAGUAGUCCUAAAGAUGUUACUACGAUGAAUGAAAAACGGUGGUAGUAUACUUUGAUUCUUCCCAGGGCAAAAACUGGCUUUAUAUUAUUGCAUAUAAUAUGACCCUAGCUGUCAUUUUGUGGAAAAUAUUACUUUGGAAAUAGGAGUUUAAAUAAAAAUAUGAAAUCAAAACAACCAAAGUGUCGCAUGGUUAUUUAGCUAAAUCAACUACUUGUAUACAUUCAGGGAAGAAUAUGGACAUAUUCUCAUGUUACUCUUGUGUAAACUUCCCAAAAUUUUUGAAAUAUUCCUUUUAAAACUAUGCAAUAUCUUUUUAUGACUGCUAUACAAUGUGCAAGCAGAUCAACCAGGGGGAUCUUUUCUUUUGAAUGUUUUUUUUGAGGAUUAGAGCUAAAAACUAAAUUUUCUUAAGUAAAAAAGGGUAAAUAUUUGAGAAAAGUCAUUGAUUGUGUGUGGCAUACAUGUGUUUCUCUCUGUCCUACCUCAUUAACAUGCAGCCCACACAUUUAUCUUGCAACUCCCCGCUUGGGAACCGCAUGCAGACGAUUUGUUCUGAUACAUUUCAGGCCUAAGAUACCGACGUGUUGACCAGGGGGACUUCAACAGCGCUCUAUUCAGCUAAAGGUUUGAAGCUUCUCUCUAGAAUAUUAUGAGCAUUAAUAAAUCAGGAAACAACUAAUCACAAUGUCUGUUUCCCGGUCCGUGUCGAGAAUUAACCCACAAUUUGUGACGCUGGAUUGUUUUGCAGACCAAAAUCUUACAAUUCAUUUCUAUUUCACUCCAAAUGGGACCAUGAUUUACGAGAUGUAACCUCAUGUUGGAUAAAAGACUUCAACCCAGUUUGGAGGCAAUAGAUAUGCUCUCGAUUUUUAACCCUCCUGUCACCUUUAGGGUCAAUUUGACCCCAUUCAACGUUUAACGUCGGUGUUCCUUGGGGUCAAUUUGACCCCAGGCUGUUUUUCACUGUGUCAAACAUAUAAGAAAUAUCAACUUUUUUAAAUAUUUAAAGGGCUAUUUAGGUAGUCAACAAACAAACAUAAAGUACCUCACACUUAAACUUGGGAAACAAUAUUAAUUCUAAUAAUUUUCUGGAGGUUUUAAUUGCUGGGGUCAAAUGGACCCCGAGGGUAAAAUGUGUCAGUAAAUAUAAAGGCAACAGGAGGGUUAAGUGUCAGGUACUUUAUGUUUGUUUGUUGACGACCUAAAUAGCCCUUUAAAUAAAUAAAAAUACACAACCAAAGCCAAUGUUUGUAAAAAGUUGAUAUUUCUUAUAUUUUGUACACAGUCAAAUUGACCCCAAAGAACACCGAUGCGUACAAGUUGUGACAUUGAAAACAUAUCAUCAUGUGAAUUUUGUGUUUACCCAGUUGUCCCCAAUAAAUUAGGAAAAGUCAUGAAAUAUGAAGGAAAAAAAUGAUUUCCAUAAUUUGUUUUAGAGACGUUAAAUAUUAAAUGGGGUCAAAUUGACCCCAAAGGCAACAGGAGGGUUCAACGUAGCGCCUUUAACUCCGCAGAGCAAAAUACACUAAAGAUGAAAUUGCCGGAAAAAAGCGGUUCAUGUCUGUGAACGUCGUGUCAUUGCUGCCUGCUGUGGAUGCCGAGGCAGCAGAAACAUCGGCGUGAAACCAAAGAGUUGCCGGCACAACGGCCCCCGCUGUGUCGCCGGAGCUCCCACCGCCCGGGAGAAGGUCGUGCUUUUUCGUCUCCAUUGUAUUGAUUUCCAUGCCUGAAAUUCUCUCGUUCUCAAGGACGAUAUGAUGGAAGCGACUGGAUGCAAAGGACGGCCCGUUUCCCCUCGGGGGCGUCGGUCGGUUACAGUCGGAGGACAAAGUGUCCAGACUCUCUCUCUGCCUCUUCCAGCUCUUAAUGCUGCGCCAGAUGGCCGAGGGGAGGUUCUCCCCGAGUGACGCGGCCCUCCUCGUCCCUUGGCGGCGUGGAGGUCACCUGACCUCGGGCUCCUGUUUCAGGUGACAGUCGUAAGACGGAUGGGGCAGGGGAUUCUAGGAUGGGUUGUUCCUUUUUCCUUUAACAGACUGAUCCCUUUUCCUCAAGGUCGAGGUGACGGCGUCAGAGGUCACACCCAGAUCGGCGCCAAUUGAAUGAUAUUAAAACGAGGGCGCUGGAGACGAGAUCGCUGAAGUGGCUCCGCCGCCGCCGGCGACACGGGCCUCAUUAAUAUGACGGAUUACCGCGGCGGCGAUGGAAGGUCGUGAGGCUCCGCGGUUUCGGGAUCAGGUCACGGGAUGGAGAAAGCUCGUUGACGGCAUGAGAACUCGUUAGAUGUGAAUACAAAAAUAAACCCAGAUAACACACACUGUCAUUCCUUCCUCAGUGGAAUGAAAACACUCAGCGGGCCGUCAAUGGAAAGACAAAGAGAGAUGAAGGCGAGACGGGGAGGCCGCCUCGGGCUCCUGAUGAAAGAUACCAGAGUUUAGUCAUCGCAGGUUACAGAACGUCAACAACACCUGGGCGCCGCAUUCAGGGCUUCACGAGGCGCGCCGUCCUGCUGCUCCUCUUCUUCACUUUACACUAUCUUCUUUUUUUGGGAUUGUUGAGUUUCUUCUCACAUUUCUUUGUUCAUAUACCGGUUGUUGAGCUUCUAGCAUGGAGCUGCUCCACAUCUCACAGGACAGGAGCUGACGGAGGAUACAAGGUGAGAGUGUGUGUGUGUGUGUGUGUGUGUGAUAAUAUUGUGGUCAGUGUAAAGUAGUUCUGAAACUGGGCACUUCUCAAACAAAUGAUGGAAAACAGGCUUCCGGAUGCGCGUGGAUUAAGUUCUCGACAUUUAAUGGCAGGAAGUGUAAAACAAACAUUCAAGGCUCACGAUGGUGAUUUUCUCCGGCUCCUCCGCCCUCCUUCCGGCGUUGAGAAGAGACCCGAUUUCUUUAAUCCACGGAGUUUUAUACUCAAUGUCCCCGGGCCCGGUCAAAACGUCACUUCCGGUCAAGUCGCUAAACAAGUAUUUUCACAAUAAGAGUCCUGUCUUGUUAUUGUCAGUCACUUGACGGAAUUCAACCGGCCUCGUCAAUCUAUAAUACUAACACAGUCACUCUCAUGUAAUAUACAUUAAUUCUUGCCAUUUACAUUUGCAUAGAGUAAACAUUACCCCUAUGCUUCAUGAUACAUUAAUAACAAUAUCAAUAUUCUCCCUAAUAUUUUCUAUUAUAAUAUCUUUCUAUAUGUAUUAAUUUAAAACAUAAGACCUCUGCAGAUGUUAUCGAAAUAAACUAUUACAACCUAACAGUCAGCCUGUCCUCAGCUAUUGGGUAGAUUGAUAAUAACGUGUUCCCUGACAUCCACUCCACACGUUAGAUUGAUAUUCACGUCUCUAGAGGAGGAUCCAUAAGGACUCUUUUCAUGUGGUGCUAUCAUUAAAACAUACCAGCCGAGAUGAGAAGAAGAAUCCGAUGAACAGUCGACAUGAUCCACGUGAGCAUGCAUGUUAAAACGAGCUACAAGUGGUAAAACCCUAAAUGUAAAGCCACACAAAUAUUCACCCAAACAACUUAGCGAACAAUUUUCCAUUUUUUAUACCGCAUAAUUUUUGCAAAGUGGAGUGUUAUCCAAAGGGUGAUGGGAGAGCGUAGAGGAUACAAAAUGGGAACGGUUCAUCCUCUGGGGAAUACGAAUGCUCGUUACAUCUCAUGGCAUUCUACCUGGACGUUGACGUCUCCUAGAAGAAGAUAUUUUGAAUAUUUCAAACAUCCAGACCGCGUAUAAAAUCUGUUUCUACAUUCAGUUUGAGGUAUCUUGUUCCCUCCGCCUCGACUCUCUGACAUGUGGACCAAUCACACGAGUGCAGAUCUUCCACAUUGUUUUCAUGGCCUACAAAGAGAAGUGGGUCGCCGAGGCCUCCGGCUACUUGGAUACGUCACAAAUUGAAUCCCCGCGAUGAGGGUCCCGUGGUUCUGAUAACGUAGAACAUUCAUCUGGAUUCAGGUAGAAUCGGGAACGGAAGUGAAGUCACUAAUAAUUCAACGUGGACGUUUUGUGUCACGUGGGGAUCAAACCGCGGCCUCCUGAGUGCAGGUGUUAGUGUGACCCUCUAUCCGGCCUCCUGGGGGGUUUUAUACGGUCUUUUAACCUUCUGGGUAAAGAUUACAUACAGAUCUAUUUAGUGGAAUAUCUACUCUUUACGUUUCCAUACGUACACUACCGUUCAAAUGUUUGGGGUCACUUAGAAAUGUCAUUAUUUUUCAAAGAAAAGCACUGUUUUUUCAAUAAAGAUAACAUUAAUCAUAAAUACCCACUAUACAUUGUUAAUGUGGUAAAUGACUAUUCUAGGUGGAAACGUCUGGUUUCUGAUGAAAUAUCUCCAGAGGUGUAUAGAGGCCCAUUUCCAUCAACUAUCACUCCAGUGUUCUAAUGGUACAUUGUGUUUGCUAAUCGCCUUAGAAGACUAAUAUCUGAUUAGAAAACCCUUGUGCAAUUAUGUUAGCACAGCUGAAAACAGUUAUGCUGGUGAUGUAAGCUAUACAACUGGCCUUCCUUUGAGCUUGAAGUUUGAAGAACAAAAUUAAUACUUCAAAUAUGAAUCAUUAUUUCUAACCUUGUCAAUGUCUUGACUACAUUUUAUAUUCAUUUGAUAAAUAAAAGUGCGAUUUUUCAUGGAAGACACGAAAUUGUCUGGGUGAUCCCAAACUUUUGAACGGUAGUGUGUAGAGAACAGCCGGUUGUGUUACCUGUUGUGUGUUUUCUCUGAACUUGGGGUGGAGACAUGAAUUAAACAUGAUGUUCGUCUGUCAGGUUGCCCGAGGCCCGCGGUGGAACUACGCCGGGUCUAUUCACUCCGCCGCUCUUCAUUAUUAACAAGUGCGUACAUGUUUGAUUGGGCUAUGCAGGGGUGUAAAAACAACAUGGAUUCAUCGUAAUGCAUUCGUCUGAGUUUGAUAAGGAUCCAUAAAAAGGGAUUCAUAUUGCAUUGCGGUGUUUCUUCUCAUGGAUUGGCUGCUGUCUGUAGUCUGUGAUGUGUUUCAGUUUCCCUCCUUCAACCUGCAGAACCGGAGCGGAGCGGUCGUGGGUUCAAGUUUUGAACUGGAAGGUCGAAGAAAUGUCUUUCGUUUUACUGACUUAUUCAAUUUAGUACAUUUUUUUGAAAUAUAACACAUUUUGGGGAAAUAAAAUCGGAAUUAAUUAAUCCAAUUGAAUUGUUUGAAAGAUGCAGAACUGCUUACACAAGCGGAAUGGAUUACGAUACACGAGCUUCAGUGUUUUAUGUUCUCGAAGAGGAAAUGAAGUUUGUUUAAUAAUGAAUUUUAAAAAACCAAUAUCCCUUUUUAGAGAAACUGCCACAUCACAAAACAUUUGCAUUUCGCACAAGUUAAUGAAUUUAUCCAUUUUCAGCAAGAGGAGAUACAAAUGCGCAGUGACCUUUAACCUCUCGCCAUUCACAGCAAGGUCAGCGAUGAAGCGCGUCGGGUCGUCCCCUCCCUCUCAUCGCGGUGGAACCACAGCUGGAGACGUUGCUCCAUUUCUUUCAACACAACAUAUUUCGAUCAUCCACAUCCAGCUUCUUGCUUUUCAUCCCAGAUUUUUUUUUGCACGUGUUUAAUUAUGCAGCGACAUCCACCGAUGUAUGCGUUUUUUUGCGUUUCCCUGACACGAUAACAGACGUGAAAGUGGUGAAGAAAUUAAUUGUCCGCUAUCUUUUUAAUUAAACUCGUCUUCUUUUUAUUGUUCUUAUCUCGGCCAUGAAGAGCUCCCUGUGUGCCACCGUCAGCCUGUUCUGAUCGCCGCGCUUCAGACGGAGCGAGCCUCUUUAAUUGCAUAUGCAUGACCCGUUGUCUGGAGGCGGUCACUGUGUCAAUACAUUAUACCAAAGGCCAAGACCGCUAUCUAGAAUAUUAAUCAUCAUUCUGCCACGGUGCGGCUGUUUGGGCUUCAUGAUACAUCCUGGCGGAGGCAAUUACAUCGUUCAUGCUGGAACCCACACUUCUAUUUUAGUAUUAAAAUUGUUACAUUUCAUAGAAAAUAAAUCAUCUCGCAAACUGUGUGACGCUAUUUGAUGGAAAGAAAGUCCAAGUAACACAUUGUAUGAUAUGGAUGUAAUUUUCACACUGUGAUAACAAUGUAUACUAAUGCAUUACUUUAAUUAAUUUUCUGGAGAAUAAAAGUCAAGGAACUGCAUCACAUUGAGGCAAAACCCAUAUUAAAAAGCUGAUUAAGCCGUGACAGCGAGCUGCUCAUUGAUUUGAAACAGUUCCCGUAAUGUCCCGCGACAACCACAGAUAUUAAAUGGAGAUUUACUGUGAUAAAAACUGUCUGACAAAAUCUCCAACCAUCGGCUAUUUCUAGAAAUCUGACGGGAUACAUCGAGAUAUCGUCCAGCUCUGAGGGACUCAUGCGAGGAAUAAUACGGGAGGUCAGUUACAAACCUUUGAGGAUCAAGACCCAUAUUUUGAGAAACAGAACACUAUAUAAUUAGUCCAUGCAGCUGAAGGCACCAGUCACCAUUUUGUUCAUUUUAAUGUGUCCUGUUACCUUCAUAUUAACAUCUUUUACCCGUGGGUUCAAUUUGACCCCAGCAAUUAAAACCUCCAGAAAAUUAUGAGAAUUUAUAUUGUUUCCCAAGUUUAACCCUCCCGUUACCUUUAGGGUCAAUUUGACCCCAGGCUGUUUUUCACUGUGUCAAACAUAUAAGAAAUAUCAACUUUUUUUAUAUAUUUAAAGGGCUAUUUAGGUAGUCAACAAACAAACAUAAAGUACCUCACACUUAAACUUGGGAAACAAUAUUAAUUCAAAUAAUUUUCUGGAGGUUUUAAUUGCUGGGGUCAAAUUGACCCCGAGGGUAAAAUAUGUUAGUAAAUGUGAAGGUAACAGGAGGGUUAAGUGUCAGGUACUUUAUGUUUGUUUGUUUGUUGACUACCUAAAUUGCCCUUUAAAUAAAUAAAAAUACACAACCAAAACCAA
Molecule: messenger RNA, 10507 nt
Organism: Pseudoliparis swirei
Lineage: Eukaryota; Metazoa; Chordata; Actinopteri; Perciformes; Liparidae
Gene: dym
Product: dymeclin
Exons: 17
Coding region: 264-2273 (669 amino acids)
Biological process (GO): Golgi organization
Cellular component (GO): Golgi apparatus
Source: RefSeq, a predicted model, not a curated record